Molecule: messenger RNA, 1530 nt
Organism: Haliotis rubra (blacklip abalone)
Lineage: Eukaryota; Metazoa; Mollusca; Gastropoda; Lepetellida; Haliotidae
Product: arylsulfatase B-like
Exons: 14
Coding region: 19-1494 (491 amino acids)
Source: RefSeq, a predicted model, not a curated record
UAUAGGAAGAUAGGAGAAAUGAGUCUCAUGUUCUCUGGACAUGCAGGAGUGAUGGUGGUUCUGAUGAUCCUUGCUCUGUUCCUGUCUUUGUUAUCAUUGUCAUCAGCACAGCGUCCGAACAUCGUGUUCAUCGUGGCAGAUGACUUAGGUUGGAAUGAUGUUGGUUUCCGGAAUCCUGACAUGAAGACCCCAAACAUCGACAAACUGGCCACAGAAGGAAUCAUCUUCGAAAAUGCAUAUGUACAGAAUCUGUGCAGCCCAUCCCGUACCGCCUUCAUGAGUGGAAUGUAUCCAUUCCACGCAGGCAUGCAGCAUGAGGUACUGCUCCCUGGUCAAGCAGUAUGUGUGCCCCUCAACUAUACCUUCCUGCCGCAGGAAUUAAAGAAACUCGGCUACGCUACCCACAUGAUCGGAAAAUGGCACCUGGGUUUCUGCAAGUGGGAGUGCACACCAACGUACCGAGGCUUCGAUACUUACUUUGGCUACUACAAUGCGGCUGAAGACUACUACAAUCACUCUACUGGGUGGGAUCCUUCACUAGACUACCAUGAUAAUCUGCUCCAUGCACGAAACUAUUCCGGUGUAUAUUCUGCAUUUACGUUCGCCCAGAGAGCCGUUGACAUCAUCCAUCAACAUAAUGCUUCACAGCCUCUGUUUAUGUACCUUCCAUAUCAGAAUGUACAUGCGCCUAUUGAGGUCCCCAAGAUGUAUGAGGAUAUGUAUCCAAACGUGGUCAACACAGGACGAAGAAUAUAUAGUGGAAUGGUGUCUGCCCUGGAUGAGGCGGUCGGAAAUGUUACCCAGGCCCUGAAGGAUCGGGGCUUGUUUGAAAAUACUCUCAUUCUAUUCACCGCAGAUAAUGGAGGUCCUCUUGAAAGGUAUGCCAACAACUGGCCCCUGAGAGGAGGGAAGCAUACAGUCUGGGAGGGAGGGACGAAGGGUGCAUCCUUUAUGUAUGGUGCGGGACUCCAGAAGACAAAGACUACAUACGACGGGAUGAUCCACGCCGUUGACUGGAAAUCUACUUUAGUAUCUGCUGCUGGAGGGACACCAGAAACUGACAUCGAUGGAAUGAGUCAUUGGGAUUCUAUUCGAAGUGGCCUACCCUCAUCAAGGACAGAGUUCAUCUACAACAUUGACGAUUUUGAAAUUCCAGUCGAAGGACAUGCUGGUAUAAGAGUAGGAGACUACAAGCUGAUCCUCGGAUACCCUGGAGGUCCUGAUGGCUGGCACAGACCCAUGAACAGGACUCAGGAUGACAUAUUUGAACAGACAGUUUAUACCAAAGGAGAUCGUCCAAUCCACCUCUUCAACAUUCGAGAGGAUCCGACUGAGCACAACGACCUUGCACAACAGAUGCCAGACAUGGUUGCCAAGUUGCGUGCCCGGUUUGAGGACUACAAGAAGACGAUGGUUCCGGCCAAUUUCCCCAAUACAGAUCCUGCAUCUGACCCCAGAUUGUAUGGCGGGGCUUGGACUCCUGGAUGGUGCUGACCUGAUGGUUUUAUGUCAAUAUAUCCAUGUAUGGAC